Molecule: messenger RNA, 1509 nt
Organism: Penicillium bovifimosum
Lineage: Eukaryota; Fungi; Ascomycota; Eurotiomycetes; Eurotiales; Aspergillaceae
Exons: 9
Coding region: 1-1503 (500 amino acids)
Biological process (GO): NADPH regeneration; translation
Cellular component (GO): cytoplasm; ribosome
Molecular function (GO): oxidoreductase activity; structural constituent of ribosome; nucleotide binding
Source: RefSeq, a predicted model, not a curated record
AUGACUAUCGGCGUAGCUAUCAUCGGCAGUGGCCUCUUUGCGAAAGAGCAGCACCUACCAGCCGUUCAAGCUGCCUCUAAUUUCGACCUCAAGGCCAUCUAUUCCCGAUCAUUGAAGUCAGCCCAGGAUCUCGCCAGCGGCACAUUGGGAGUCGACCUCUACUCCGAAGACUCAGGAUGCGGAAAAUCUUAUGAUGAUAUCCUGGCUCGUUCAGAUAUCGGCGCUGUGAUCAUUGCCCUCCCGAUUGUGGUUCAGCCCGAAUUCAUUCGCAAGGCACUACUAGCUGGAAAGCAUGUCUUGUCCGAGAAGCCCAUUGCCAAGGACGUAGCCACAGCCCAAGAGCUCCUGCAAUGGUACAAGAGUAACAUCGACACCAGUAAGGUCUUCUGGGCUGUCGGCGAGAACUUCCGGUACUUCACCAAGUUCCUCUUUGCAGCAGAGCAGGCCCGGAAAUUGGGCAAGGUUCAGAACUUCCGCAUGAUCUUCCACAGCAUGAUGGAUGUGAACAAUAAGUACUUCCACACUGCCUGGCGCAAGACCCCCGAGCAUCAGGGCGGAUUUCUACUGGACGGGGGAGUGCAUAUGAUAGCCGGUCUGCGCAUGCUUCUAGGCCCCGACGAGCAUAUCAGUAUUCUAUCGGCGCAGUCCCAGCAGCAGCAAUCAUUCCUGCCACCGGUGGAUACAGUUGAUGCCGUCGCGAAGACCGCAUCUGGGGCUACGGGUUUGAUCUCCUUGUCUUGGGGAUCGGCAUUCGAUAAUCAGACUUUCGAGGUUUCUUGCGAGAAAGGCGUCGUCAGCCUGAGCUACGACGAUGUGACUGUCAAUGGCGAGAAGCACCACAUUGAGUUUGACCAUAAGGGUGUUGGGCCAGAGGUGGCGGAGUUUGCGGACUCUAUUGUGAGUGGAAACCCCACCCGCAGACAAUCUCCCGAAGAGGCGUUGGCGGAUCUUGAGAUCUUGGAGCAGAUGCUGCGGAGUGGCGAGAAAGAUGGGGAGAGAUGUGGGUCUCCCACUCUGCUGCGGGAGAAUCUGAAAGAGAAGUUUUCGAGAUUGAACUCCGACUCGACAACUCUCGAACGCCCGGCGAGACCCAGCAAUACCGACAAGAUGGUCGCCGCUAAGAAGCACAUCCCUAUCGUGAAGAAGCGCACUAACCGCUUCAACCGUCACCAAAGUGAUCGGUUCAUGCGCGUCGGCGCCUCGUGGCGCAAGCCCAAGGGAAUCGACAACUGUGUUCGUCGUCGUUUCAAGGGCCAGAUGGCCAUGCCCUCCAUCGGUUACGGAUCCAACAAGAAGACCCGCCACAUGAUGCCCUCCGGCCACAAGGCUUUCCUCGUCCACAACACCAAGGACGUUGAGCUCCUCCUUAUGCACAACCGCACCUACGCUGCUGAGAUUGGCCACGCCGUUUCUUCCCGCAAGCGUGUCGAGAUCCUCGAGAAGGCCAAGGCUCUCGGUGUUAAGGUCACUAACGCUAAGGGCCGUGUCACCACCGAGGCAUAAAUGGAA